AUGUCGUCGUCCUCCUCUGCAGCUGCUGUGACGGCCAUGGCAGCCGCCCUUGGGGCCCCUUCUACAGAGAAACUUACAAGAGAUAACUUCCAAUUUUGGAAGAUGCAAGCUCUCCCUGCGAUUCAAGGCGCCCAAGCCAUGGGGUUGCUCGAUGGUUCUGACGCCCCGCCGCCGCAAAACCUUGAAGAAGAUGCUGAAAAACAGAAAUCUGCAGUUCCUAAUGGGGAGAAGGACGAGCUCAUCCGGCGGCACCAGGAAGAGCUCAGCGCCCAGAAAACCAGCUACCAGGAGCUCAAGUCCCAGCUCAUCCAGCUGGGGCUCGACCAUGCCAAGGCCAUCAAAGCCGCUGAAACUGAUGCAGCGGCCAAGAUGGAUGAGGCUCUGGAAGAUGCCAGCAAUGCCACUGUGGUCAUAUCUUCCGCUGCCAACACCAGCGCCGCCGCCUCCUCCUCGGCCGCCGCCCCGAUGCUCCCUGCUGCCUCGACCACCUCCACCACCGCCGCGAUGGCCUCCUCCUCGUCGCGGCCCCUUGUGUCGCCGUUCCUUGCGGCGCUUCUCGACGGCCGCACGCCGCCACCGCUUAGCGGCGCCCCGAUCUCCACCUCGGCUGGUCUCUACAUGGGUGCCACCCCUCGUGCUACGUGGCCGUUCGCCUCGGCCGCCGCGUCGGUGCCCGCCGUGGUCGGGCCGCUCCCUCUGUCGGCCGCUUCACCAUCCCCCGGCGUGGCCGGACCGAUCGCGGUCCCUCCUUCGUCGCUAGGUGUGACUGCUCCAGCCCCCGCGCAGGCUCCAGGAACUUCUGCCCUGGCCCCGUUCGUCGCUGCUCCGGCGCCCACCCCCUCGUCAACCGCUGCCCUGGCUACGUCACCCAUACCGUAUGGUGCGGGACUCUAUGGGCAGCCCCUUUUCUACGGCGCCACGACCAUGGCCUAUGGCGUCCACUCCCCACCUCCGGCCUCGGCAACGACCUCGGCUGCCUAUGUGCCGCCUGCUCCUAUCACCCAUGAGGCUGGACCCGUGCGUGAUCCGUCGCCCGUACAUCUGGCACACCUUGUGACAAGGUAUUAA
This is a messenger RNA of Lolium perenne, 1068 nucleotides long. The record is from RefSeq and is a predicted model, not a curated record. Lineage: Eukaryota; Viridiplantae; Streptophyta; Magnoliopsida; Poales; Poaceae.